UCUAUUUAUUAUGAGUUUUAUAUUUGUUUUACAAAUGAGUGAAAAAAGAUAAUUUAUUGCUCUUCAUUGGUCUUCGUAUUUCAGACUUGUUCGAUUGGCACUGUUGAAUUGUAAUGUUCACCCAGGCUGUACAUAUGCCGAUGCUGUCGCGUGUUUAUACAUCAAAAACUUCAUUUCGAGUUUUAAAUAAAUAAAUUAAAGGAAACAAUGGAAGUUGAUUCAAGUACCCAAAACGCGCAUAUUUCAAAUGAUGCUGAGGAGAUUCUUUGUUUGCCAGGACAACGCUUAUGUUUAUCGGAAGAAACAACUGUAGCUGGUCAAGGAACAUAUGAACGUGGCGGUUAUAUAUAUGCUACAUUGGCCGGUAGCGUGCAAGUUAAAGAAAAAGACAAGUGUAAAUAUAUAGAAGUAAAGUGUGCUGGAAGCCAGACUAUUGUACCAGUUGCUGGCGAUGUAAUCACGGCGCGUGUUCUGCAAGUAAAUCAACGCUUCGCCAAAUGUUCUGUCAUAUGCAUCGGAGACCAUAUACUUGAACGUACAUAUCGGGGAAUAGUACGUAAAGAAGAUGUACGUGCGACGGAAAAGGACCGAGUUGAAAUGUAUAAAUCAUUCCGUCCAGGAGAUGUAAUACUAGCUCGUGUGUUACCACAAACAGAGCUGUCAUGUUACCAAUUAAGUACUGCAGAAAACGAAUUGGGUGUAGUGGUUGCGACGUCUAGCGAAAGUGGCGCGAAUGGGCCACCAAUGGUUCCGGUCAGUUGGACAGAAAUGCAAUGCCCAAACACGCUAGUGAAGGAACCACGAAAAGUAGCGAAAAUUGUAGCGGAAAGCUCUUUGAAAACUGAGAAAUUAUUUUAGUUUUUAAGUAAAGACAAUAUUUCAUAACUUUAGUACAAAAUAUAUGCUAAAACAUUAAAAACUGAAAAAAUUAAUUGUGGUAAAUAUUGUUUUUUGUUUUUAUAAAUUUCUAAUAAUAGUCUUCUGCGUGAAUAAACUUUCAUUCAUUGUCAAUGCAAUUUUUACAUA
This is a messenger RNA of Zeugodacus cucurbitae (melon fly), 1026 nucleotides long. RefSeq names its product exosome complex component CSL4 (gene Csl4). The record is from RefSeq and is a predicted model, not a curated record. Gene Ontology annotation, biological process: RNA processing. Gene Ontology annotation, molecular function: RNA binding. Gene Ontology annotation, cellular component: nuclear exosome (RNase complex); cytoplasm. Lineage: Eukaryota; Metazoa; Arthropoda; Insecta; Diptera; Tephritidae. The transcript is spliced from 4 exons. The coding region runs from base 208 to 858 and encodes 216 amino acids.